Messenger RNA from Penicillium riverlandense, 963 nucleotides. RefSeq lists its product as uncharacterized. The record is from RefSeq and is a predicted model, not a curated record. The transcript is spliced from 3 exons. Gene Ontology annotation, biological process: carbohydrate metabolic process. Gene Ontology annotation, molecular function: arabinan endo-1,5-alpha-L-arabinosidase activity. Bases 1 to 963 code for a protein of 320 amino acids. NCBI's taxonomy places the organism in Eukaryota, Fungi, Ascomycota, Eurotiomycetes, Eurotiales, Aspergillaceae.
AUGAUCCAACGCGAAUCUGAUGGCAUGUACUUUCGCUUCUCGACUGGGACGGGGGUCAACACCAUGAUCUCGCGCUCGCUUCAGGGUCCAUGGAAGGAUGUGGGUGCCGCCCUACCGAAUGGCUCAAAAAUCCAGCUGGAUGGUGUCGACGACAUGAACAUUUGGGCUCCGGAUCUGCACUACGCGGAUGGCACCUACUACAUGUACUACGUGGUCUCCAAGCUCGGUACGCAGACCUCGGAAAUUGGCGUGGCCACCUCUAUGACCAUGGAGCCGGGUUCAUGGACCGACCACGGCGUGAUUGGCCUGCCCGCCAGCAGCGCCUACAACCGCAUCGACCCCAAUUGGAUCACCAUUCGCGGCAGGCAGUAUCUACAAUUCGGCUCCUACUGGAAUGACAUCUACCAGGUCGAGCUGGCUAGCCCGCUGCACGUCAGCUUUGCGGCCCCGCACCAGCUGGCCUACAACGCCAGCUUGAACCACCGCGAGGAGGCCUCGUUCAUGUUCCAGCAUGGCAAUUACUACUAUCUCCUGUUUAGUGGCGGCAUUGCAGACUCGUACACGGCGACUUACCCACCUGCAGGUGAGGAGUACCGGAUCUCUAUGUGUCGCUCGACGAGCGGAACCGGUGGAUUUUUUUCCGUGCAGGUUGAUAAGGCUGGUACUUCGUGCUUGAACUCCGGCGGCACUAUCUUACUAGCGAGCCAUGACCAGGUCUACGGCCCCGGUGGACAGUAUGUAACCCCAUAUCCCUCUCAUGAAACACCUAUGCAAUAUAUGGACCACCUGUUAACAAGACCUCCCAGGGGUGUCCUCAAUGAUAAAAGCCUCGGCCUCGUCCUGUACUAUCAGUACUAUCCGCUUGCCACGAAGGAGGCUGGCGGUGAUGGCGUCGCCGGCUACAUGUACGGCUGGAACGAGCUAGGCUGGCAGGAUGGCUGGCCUUACGUAAAGACCACCUGA